AUGGGCCAGCAACAUCAGAAAGACGAGCCGUUCAAGGAAAACGAAGACUUCCAGACUCGAAGGACGCGAGCCAUAAUGUGGCGAAGGAAGUCUCGGAGGUGCAUCCUGUCAAUCGACCUAUGUACUAUUUGCCAUUGUGGCAGGCUCAAUUCGAAGAGAACUUUCAAGGCGCUUUUGGAGGACAUUGAAGACGAGGCAUUAGUUGCAAGUCAUAGCAACAUUACUAGGGAGAGACUCGUUACGUCGUCAAACCCCAACCCACCUACAUCGUCAUCGCAUGUCCAUCCCGGAUAUUCCCAUGUCAUCGGCUUCCUCAAUAGUUUGAGCACAAAAAGCCCAACGGUACACACUUAUACAUGUUAUGGAGGUCCUGGGUGA
Messenger RNA from Laccaria bicolor S238N-H82, 378 nucleotides. RefSeq lists its product as uncharacterized. NCBI's taxonomy places the organism in Eukaryota, Fungi, Basidiomycota, Agaricomycetes, Agaricales, Hydnangiaceae. The record is from RefSeq and is a predicted model, not a curated record. The transcript is spliced from 4 exons. Bases 1 to 378 code for a protein of 125 amino acids.